AAAAAAUUGACAAAAUAGAUCAAACACUUAAGUUUACUAAAAUUAUUUGUAUCUAGUGUUGAACUAAUACAAGACACAGAUCUGAGGUCAGUCAUACUUUUAAUGUAGCCUAAAAUAAACGACUUAAACCAGCAGUGAAACAUCAUUUAUUGUAUUGUAUGAUACCAACACUAGACAAAUAUGAAGCAGUUUAUUUAGGUCUAAUUAUGGAUUAUUAACAGACUGAAAUAUUGAUUAUUAAUAUGACUUUAAAUAUCGACUGAUCUGGUUAAUUUGUGCUAAUGAACCCAAACAUCCCGUGUCACAUUCUUGUGAUGAUAUAACAGCUGAAUAUUCUUUUGUAUAAUUAAUGUCUUCAUAUUCUAAUGUAUGCUCUGAUAAAAAUCCUGAUCUCCUCAGUGAGGCGGGAUCUGUCACAUCCGGGGAUUCCGACAGUCCGUGAAGGCAUCCCGUAGCUCCUCCCCUUCCGGAAGUGGACCGUGAGCCGUGAACGUCGUCCGUGUGUCCGGUUUCUGGGUCCUGUUGUUUAAUGGAGCUCUUUCUGUCAGGUUUACGUUCUUCAUUAGGUGAAGGAGACCGACACUCUUUUUACGGCAUGUCGUAAAACCUCCGACACAGCGGAGCGAGAGGAAGCGGCGCACGUGUCCCCGGUGAUUAGAGCAAACAUCCACGUGGACCUGUUUACCUGCACGAGCCUUCACCUGUCUGAUGUGUGUCUGUGAACGGAGCAAACUGCUGACAGGGUUUGAUGUCUGACCAGAUCAGUGAGGAGCAGGAGGCGGAGUCUCAGUCCCAUGUGGUGGCUGUCAGUCUGGUUGACUCCACCCCCCUGCUUUGGAGGAUGCAGGACCUCCGAGCAGUGAGGGGGCAGGGCCUGGUGGGGGCGCUGGUGGGCUCGCUGGCCCGGGUGCCCCGACAGAACGGACGAAUGGGACGGCCCCUGCAGCUGCUGCAGGAGGAGCAAAGGCUUCUGGGAGAACAGGGCGCCAUCGCCAUGGCAACAAGGAAACAGGUUGUUGAAGGGGCGGAGCUCUGCCAGGAAGUGCAGCAGCACGAGGAGUUUCAGCAGAGGAGUUAUGAGGAGCAGACGGUUCUGGCUCUGGAGGACAAGAAGUCCAGUCUGCUGAGGGCCAUGACCACGCCCACGCCCCAUACAGAGUCCAAACACGUGGCCCUGCGUGGCCACCUGGAGACCCUGGACCACCACUUCACCUUCCCCCGGUCGGGUCUGGCGGUCCAGCUGAGCACAGCCCGGGCAGGUCUCACCUACUGCCCCGAGGACCGGGUCUACCUGCAGGCCGACCGGUCCCCCAGGGGCCCAGUCAGUCCUCAGAGCGAGGCCAAGUACCAGGUGUUCAGAGACCUCAGGGGGCGGGGCUUCUACCUGACCUCUGCUGGGAAGUUCGGAGGGGACUUCCUGGUCUACCCAGGUGACCCUCUGCGUUUCCACUCCCACUUUAUCGCCAUCUGUCUGUCUCUGGACGAGUCCAUGUGUCUGCUGGACGUCCUGACAGUGGCUCGGCUCGGAUCCAAUGUCAAGAAGACGGUCCUGCUGUGCUCUGCCACGCCUGAAGGGGGCGUGGUCUACACCUCACUACAGUGGAGCGGUAUGGUCUGAGGGUCUGAAGGUCUAAAGGGUCUGAAGGUCUGGGGUUCAUAGGCCCUUCAGGUCUGGGAGUCUAAGGGUCUUCAGGUUUGGGUGUCUCUAGGUCUGGUGGUCUCCAUGUCUGGGGGUCUGAUGGUCUGUUGGUCUCCAGGUUCGGGGUCUGAUGGUCUUUUGGUCUGAUGGUCUGGGGUUCUGAUGGCCUGGUGGUCUCCAGGUCUGGCUCUAAACCAGGACCACAUGGUGACCAACAUUUGAUUCUAAACUUUUUAAAACUGAGUCAGAAAACGUUCAGAUUGUGUUUGAACUGGAGGACGUUGAGCUUUUCUGUAUUUUUAUUUUGAUGAUUUUUUUAAAGUACAUUUUUUAUUUCUCGGUGUAAAAUGCUUGUUGAACAAUAAAAGACAGAUUUGUUC
Sphaeramia orbicularis (orbiculate cardinalfish) is the source of this 2019-nucleotide messenger RNA. It is a transcript of the gene tsen34, whose product is annotated as TSEN34 tRNA splicing endonuclease subunit. Lineage: Eukaryota; Metazoa; Chordata; Actinopteri; Kurtiformes; Apogonidae. Gene Ontology annotation, biological process: tRNA splicing, via endonucleolytic cleavage and ligation; tRNA-type intron splice site recognition and cleavage. Gene Ontology annotation, molecular function: nucleic acid binding; tRNA-intron lyase activity. The transcript has 5 exons. The record is from RefSeq and is a predicted model, not a curated record. Gene Ontology annotation, cellular component: tRNA-intron endonuclease complex. Bases 749 to 1618 code for a protein of 289 amino acids.